AAAAGUUUUGAGCUCCUCAAAAGUCCGUAGGCACCAUUGUGGGUGCAAGGUGGUUUCUGGGCUCUGGGCGCCCCUGGCAUCCAGGUUCGGAGCAUGCUUCCUAGGAAAGCGACACGCUCCCCUGAGGACCAGAGCUGCCAGACUGCCUUCUUGAGUACUGUCAUGGAAGAGCUGCCGUCAGAUCUUAACAUCGAUCUCCCUCUGAGUCAUGAGUCAUUUUCAGAUUUCUGGAAACUUCUUCCUGAUGACAGCUUUCUGUCCACCUCGCUUUCCUCUCCCAUGAAUGAGUUCUCAGGAGACGAUGUUGAAAAGUGGUUAGAAAAUCCGCAGGAAGCUGUACAAACAUCUACAGAUGCUGUCCCCGAGGCCUCGGCCCCAGUGGCCCCUGCACCUGCAGCCCCUGCACCAGCCACGCCAUGGCCCCUGUCAUCCUUUGUCCCUUCCCAAAACACCUACCAUGGCAACUAUGGCUUCCGCUUGGGCUUCCUGCAAUCAGGGACAGCCAAAUCUGUCACAUGCACGUACUCCCCGACCCUCAACAAGCUUUUCUGUCAGCUGGCAAAGACCUGCCCAGUGCAGCUGUGGGUGGAUUCAACCCCUCCACCUGGCACACGAGUCCGCGCCAUGGCCAUCUACAAGAAGUCCCAGCACAUGACAGAAGUUGUGAGGCGCUGCCCACAUCAUGAGCGCUGUUCUGAUAAUGAUGGUCCAGCACCUCCUGAACAUCUUAUCCGAGUGGAGGGGAAUUUGCAUGCAGAGUAUCUGAGUGACCGCCACACUUACCGACACAGCGUAGUGGUGCCAUAUGAGCCACCUGAGGUUGGCUCUGACUGUACCACCAUCCACUACAACUACAUGUGUAACAGCUCCUGCAUGGGGGGCAUGAACCGGCGGCCCAUCCUCACCAUUAUCACACUGGAAGAUUCCAGUGGCAAACUGCUGGGACGCAACAGCUUUGAGGUACGUGUCUGUGCCUGUCCUGGGAGAGAUCGACGCACAGAGGAGGAAAAUUUCCGCAGAAAAGAGGAGCCUUGUUCUGAUCCUCCGCCUCUACCAGGGAGCACUAAGCGAGUACUGCCUACCAACACUAGCUCCUCCUCUUCUCAGCCAAAGAAGAAACCACUGGAUGGUGAAUAUUUCACCCUUAAGAUCCGUGGGCGUGAGCGCUAUGAGAUGCUCCGAAUGAUAAAUGAGGCCUUUGAAUUCAAAGAUGCUCAGACUGAAAAGGAACCAGAGGAGAGCAAGCCUCACUCUAGCUACCCGAAAUCCAAGAAGGGACAGCCUACCUCCCGUCAUAAAAAACUGAUAUGCAAGAGAGAGGGGCCUGACUCAGAUUGACCUCCUCUGCCUCCUCUCCCCCAGAUACAGUCCCCUACCCCUGUCCUCCUUCCCUGGGACUCAGGUGCUUGCCUCCCUGCUUGGCAUUGGUGUGCUUCGGAAAUACCCAGAACCAAGAACUCUUCCAUUCGCCAUGACUUGGGGCCCCCACUGCACUAGUGUUUUGGGGGUGGCAGUGGGAGCUAGGACACACCAGCUUAGCUUUUAAGGUUUUAGCUGUGAGGAAUAUUUGGAAGAGA
Molecule: messenger RNA, 1577 nt
Organism: Dipodomys spectabilis (banner-tailed kangaroo rat)
Lineage: Eukaryota; Metazoa; Chordata; Mammalia; Rodentia; Heteromyidae
Gene: Tp53
Product: tumor protein p53
Exons: 11
Coding region: 94-1338 (414 amino acids)
Biological process (GO): regulation of transcription by RNA polymerase II; protein tetramerization; apoptotic process
Cellular component (GO): nucleus
Molecular function (GO): DNA-binding transcription factor activity, RNA polymerase II-specific; protein binding; RNA polymerase II cis-regulatory region sequence-specific DNA binding
Source: RefSeq, a predicted model, not a curated record